ACCACAGGGCGCGGACCGCUCACUCACGUUGCGAAUCGUCAAGCGAGGAACUUCUUCACUGUCCUACACGAAGUGAAUUUUUACGAAACGAACAAAGCUCAAGCUCUGAAAUAAAAAUGGCGAAGGCACCCGCAGUUGGUAUCGAUCUUGGCACGACUUACUCCUGUGUCGGCGUUUUCCAGCACGGCAAGGUAGAGAUCAUCGCCAACGAUCAGGGAAAUCGCACGACGCCUAGUUAUGUGGCUUUCACGGAAACCGAGCGUCUCAUCGGAGACGCCGCCAAGAACCAAGUCGCCAUGAACCCGAAUAACACCAUUUUUGAUGCCAAGAGGUUGAUUGGUCGCCGCUUUGAGGAUCCAACCAUCCAGGCUGACAUGAAGCACUGGCCUUUCACCGUGGUAAACGACAAUGGCAAGCCAAAGAUCCAAGUACAGUAUAAAGGAGAGAUGAAGACUUUCUUCCCAGAAGAAGUGAGUUCGAUGGUCCUGGUCAAGAUGAAGGAGACCGCAGAGGCAUACCUAGGCAAAACCGUUAGCAAUGCUGUGAUCACCGUCCCCGCUUACUUCAACGACUCGCAGCGUCAGGCAACCAAGGACGCUGGUACCAUCUCGGGCUUGAACGUGCUGCGUAUCAUCAACGAGCCCACCGCCGCUGCAAUCGCGUACGGCCUCGACAAGAAGGCCACCGGCGAGCGGAACGUCCUAAUCUUCGAUCUCGGUGGUGGCACCUUCGACGUGUCCAUCCUGACCAUCGAGGACGGCAUCUUCGAGGUUAAGUCCACGGCCGGCGACACCCAUCUGGGUGGCGAGGACUUCGACAACCGCAUGGUCAAUCACUUUGUGCAGGAGUUCAAGCGCAAGUACAAAAAGGACCUGACCUCAAACAAGCGCGCGCUCCGUCGUCUGCGCACAGCCUGCGAGCGCGCGAAGCGUACUCUGUCGUCGUCCACGCAGGCCAGCAUCGAGAUCGAUUCGCUCUACGAGGGAAUCGACUUUUACACCUCCAUCACGCGAGCUCGCUUCGAGGAGCUCUGCGCCGAUCUGUUCCGCGGCACCCUCGAGCCCGUGGAGAAGUCGCUGCGCGACGCCAAGAUGGACAAGGCACAGAUCCAUGACAUCGUUCUAGUCGGCGGUUCCACCCGUAUCCCCAAGAUCCAGAAGCUCCUGCAGGACUUCUUCAACGGCAAGGAACUCAACAAGUCCAUCAACCCCGACGAGGCUGUGGCCUAUGGAGCGGCCGUGCAAGCGGCUAUCCUGCACGGCGACAAAUCCGAGGAAGUGCAGGACUUGCUUCUGCUCGACGUCACGCCGCUUUCUCUCGGCAUCGAGACCGCGGGCGGCGUCAUGACCGCGCUCAUCAAGAGGAACACCACCAUCCCGACGAAGCAGACUCAGACCUUCACGACGUACGCCGACAAUCAGCCGGGCGUGUUGAUUCAGGUGUACGAGGGUGAGCGCGCCAUGACGAAGGACAACAAUCUGCUGGGCAAGUUCGAGCUCAGCGGUAUCCCACCGGCGCCACGUGGAGUCCCUCAGAUCGAGGUCACCUUCGACAUCGACGCGAACGGCAUCCUCAACGUGUCCGCCGUGGACAAGUCCACCGGCAAGGAGAACAAGAUCACCAUCACCAACGACAAGGGCCGGCUCAGCAAGGAGGACAUCGAGAGGAUGGUGAACGAGGCGGAGAAGUACCGCAGCGAGGACGAGAAGCAGAAGGAGACGAUCGCGGCCAAGAACGGCCUCGAGUCUUACUGCUUCAACAUGAAGAGCACGGUCGAGGAUGAGAAGCUGAAGGACAAGAUCAGCGCGUCGGACAAGCAGACGAUCCUCGACAAGUGCAACGACAUCAUCAAGUGGCUUGAUGCGAAUCAGCUGGCCGACAAGGAGGAGUACGAGCAUAAGCAGAAGGAGCUCGAGGCCAUCUGCAAUCCCAUUGUCACGAAGUUGUACCAGGGCGCCGGUGGUAUGCCCGGCGGUAUGCCAGGCGGCUUCCCCGGUGCCGGCGGCGCUGCUCCCGGUGGAGCGCCCAGCGGUGGUGGCGCGUCCGGACCCACCAUCGAGGAAGUCGAUUAAGUUGAAUCUCUGGCUAGAUAAUGAAUUAACGUAUCCCCGAGAAUAUAUAUCGCAGAUACAAACAUGGCGAAUCGAUACAUUUGAUUUAAUUAAUUGCAACGUAACGUGUGAUGGAAACGACAUCAUAUUAUGGCGUCGCUUUUGCUAUAAAUGGCGUUAAAGCCGAUUGAAUAAAGUAUAUUAAUUACUCACGUUUGCAGUUGGGAUACAUAUUUUUGACGCUAUGUUAUUGAUCUUCUAUGUUGCGUCUUACGAACUUUGAAAUAUAGAAGAUUCCCAAAAUUUAAAUCUGCGUUUUUCUUCUACCUGAUGAACAUAUAGAGCUAGCACAACAUUUAGCGCCGAUAUGAUCACAAUUGUUACAACGUUGAAUAAUUAAGUUGCAAAGUAUUAAUUUUAUUUUUGAUUCCCGAUUAUAAUACUUGUUAACUUUAAUUCAUCUAUUUUCAAACAAAAAAUAAAAUUUUUUCUACCUUA
Molecule: messenger RNA, 2549 nt
Organism: Linepithema humile (Argentine ant)
Lineage: Eukaryota; Metazoa; Arthropoda; Insecta; Hymenoptera; Formicidae
Gene: Hsc70-4
Product: heat shock 70 kDa protein cognate 4
Cellular component (GO): plasma membrane; nucleus; cytosol
Molecular function (GO): ATP-dependent protein folding chaperone; ATP binding
Source: RefSeq, a predicted model, not a curated record